Molecule: messenger RNA, 607 nt
Organism: Populus nigra (black poplar)
Lineage: Eukaryota; Viridiplantae; Streptophyta; Magnoliopsida; Malpighiales; Salicaceae
Product: auxin-responsive protein SAUR68-like
Exons: 1
Coding region: 106-540 (144 amino acids)
Biological process (GO): response to auxin
Source: RefSeq, a predicted model, not a curated record
CUUCCUUUGCCAUCUAUCCAUCAGAGAAUCAGCAUUCAACAUUCUAAAUUCUAAAGAUUUCUUCCUUUGAUUUUUCACUAGAAAAGAAUACUUCCAAGCAACAAAAUGAUCAGUGCAAAGAAGCUCGUUAAACUGGCAAAGAAAUGGCAGAAGCUGGCUGCUCUGAGGCGUAAAAGAAUUGCUUUGCCACAAAUGGAGACAAGCAGUUGUAGCGCAUCAGAAAUGGCUGAUAAGGGCCAUUUUGUUGUGUACUCAGCAGAUCAGAAACGCUUUUUGCUUCCUCUGAAUUAUCUUAACAAUAAGAUUGUCAGAGAACUACUCAAACUGGCAGAAGAGGAAUUUGGACUACCUACCGAUGGGCCUCUCACAUUGCCCUGCGAUGCAGAGCUUAUAGAAUAUGUGAUUGCUUUAAUCAAACAGGGAAUCGCAAGAGAUUUAGAGAAGGCAUUAUUGGUGUCCAUAUCCAUCAGUAGCUGCUCAAUGUUUUCGGAUCUCCAUCAUCAAGUAACAGACCAUCAAUUACCAAUCUGUAGCUUCUGAAGAGUGGAAUUAGAAUUGUAGACACUGUAUAAAUUGAUACAAGUAUAAAUUGAUAAAUUUUAUAGAA